AUGCCAUCUCGCUGGAUUCGUGUGCAGGUGACAAAAAUAUUUUUCUUGGCGGCACCGCGCGUCAACCAGGUCGAUACAUUCUACUUGUGGUUACUGCUGAAAAGAGGUGCAACACCGAGAUCCUUUGAGGACGCCCUUACAAUCAACGGCUUCGAACAUGCGACGUUCAAAGAUGCCGUCACAGCAGCCGGCCAUCUUGACGACCCCCUUCUGAAUGAGGCCGCCUUUGCUCUCCAAGAGGCUGUCGACAGCUACGCGACUCCGGAGCGAUUGCGACGCCUCUUCAUAUUAUUGGUGCGUAGCGACUUUCCGGUGGCAACCGCUUUCGACCAGUAUUACACAAACAUGAUUGAAGAAUCUUGGAAACAAGAACAUUCCAACGUCAUCGCCCAAAAACUGCAACUGCAGCGGGACCUUCAGCGCCGAUUGGUCACGGAAGGAUGUAGGCACCUCAGCCACCUCGGGAUCGACGUCCCCAAAGGCUUCGACUUGACCAAUUCCGACUUACAACACGAACGGUCGAGGACCGGGAAGGACGCCCUGUUCGACAUUCGCGGGCGUGCCGGUUGUGGCAAAACCGUCGCUAUUGGCGCUCAAACCCGUUUGGACGGGUUUCUCACGGCACCUUCGGCAUCCACCGGCUUUGCAGCGCUCAACCAGACUUUCGGCCUCACUUUCCACAGGACGUUCGAUGUACCCGUUUCGGAUCCUCGUGACGACACUGUCUUGCAAUCGAAACUCAAAACCGGCAAGCGUGCAGAACUCAUGGCCAACACUCGGAUGUGUAAACACGAACAAUUCCUACAUUUCGCUUCUCCUUCCAUUUUUGCACACUUCCUGCCAGCGUUUCCCAAAAAAGUUUUCGUCAUCGCGGGAGACACACGUCAACUCCCCCCAGUCGUCGCAAACGGUGGCGAAUCUGAAACUACUGCAGCAUCUGUUCUGUCGAGCGCGUUCUACCGGGACAACGUCGACGUAUUUCAUCUCAACACGACGAUGCGGAACAAGGACGAUCCGGAUUUUUCCAAAAUGGUCGACGCCAUCGGCGACGGGGAAGCUCCUGUGGACGCUGACGGUCUUGUCACCAUGACUGGUGUUGAUACCGCGCUAUCGUUAGAGUCGGCCAUUGACUUCGUUUUUCCCUAUUAUGUUCUCCAGAAUCCUACCGCUUGUGCAAAGCGUGGCAUCAUCUCCACUCACAAUGACUCCGUCGCACGUGUAAACGCUGCGGUUUUAUCUAGGGUGCAGGGCGACAUGUUUACCUUGCGAGGAAGAACCAUGCUCGAUCACGAGCAAAUGGAUCCUGACAGCGGCAUUCCAUCACACGAAAUAAAACUCAAAGUAGGUGUCGUCGUAAGGCUUUGUAGGAACAUGUCCAUCGACGCGCGUCUUACCAACGGCACGAAGGUCGUUGUUCAAGAAAUUCAAUCUUAUACUUUACGAGUGAAAAAUUUAAAAGACGGUGUUGCUGUCAAGCGCAUUCACUUUCCCGUGCGUUUGUGGUUUUGUUUGACUGUUCAUCGCGCACAAGGACAGACGUUGGACAAGACUUGCUUUGACCUCACACGCCAUCCUUUCGCGCACGGUCAUUUGUAUGUUGGGCUUUCUCGGGUGCGAAAGGCGGACGACGUGAUUAUUUUGACGACCCCCGACAGGGUCAACGACUAUGGUUUCGCCAAAGUUAACAAUGUCCUUUACAACAGUUUGCUACCAGUUGUUGAGGAUGAUUGA
Messenger RNA from Ectocarpus sp. CCAP 1310/34, 1731 nucleotides. Lineage: Eukaryota; Phaeophyceae; Ectocarpales; Ectocarpaceae. The record is from the annotation of a GenBank genome assembly.